This is a messenger RNA of Columba livia (rock pigeon), 3250 nucleotides long. It is a transcript of the gene PRKG2, whose product is annotated as protein kinase cGMP-dependent 2. The record is from RefSeq and is a predicted model, not a curated record. Lineage: Eukaryota; Metazoa; Chordata; Aves; Columbiformes; Columbidae. The coding region runs from base 728 to 3061 and encodes 777 amino acids. The transcript is spliced from 20 exons. Gene Ontology annotation, biological process: protein phosphorylation. Gene Ontology annotation, molecular function: ATP binding; cGMP-dependent protein kinase activity.
ACCCCGCAGCUGCUUUAUUAUAUUCCAAGUUCUGCUGACACGUUUUAACUUGGCCCAAUUCGCAGCUGGUCUCACUGGCUGGCACACGGCAGGAGACGUUUCUGGGUGUCUUCCACGGGACAGGGUGAGAGCUGAAACAGCACGGCCACCAUCUAACGGUUGUCACAAGGCAAGUCGCCUCAGCCCGGGAGGCUGAGAGCCAGCAGGAACACCGAACCAAGCGUUGCCUUGACGGGGAGGAAGGCUAACAGAAGGAAAAUCGAAUGCUGUAGCAUAAAAAUACACAUAGUCAUUCCCCCGUGACAAGGUUCGGUUUCCUGGGAUGCCCGCGUGAGGCGUUUUGUGAGGAGAACGCAGCAUUCUCUGCCUGGCGCAGAGUGAAGCCCCGCCAGGCUGCAGCCAGCCGCUGUGGGGCGCUCUCGCGCGCGGGCGGCCGUUGGCACGGGUACGUGGCCGUUGGCCACCGCUCCCUCAGGAGCGAUGGCGGCGGUUCGCGCCGCCGUCAGCCUUCGCGGCCGCUUCGGAGCCUUGUCAUGACCCAGCCUGGCCUGUCACGGCCGCCUGUCCGAGUGGCAUCAGUGCAGCGCUGGCCCCACAGGGUAACAGAGGGCUGUCACACCAUAGAGAAAGAAAAAAUGUGUACGGUUGUAAGCAAGAGUCAGUUUUGCUAGAUCAAAGGAACUGGGCUCGGGAGCAGUGAAGAAAGCUGACAUGAUCUCUGGACAAAAUGGGGAACAGAUCAGUGAAACCUAAGCACCUGAGGCGACCGAACCAACACAUAGGAAGCCUCUCUAUUGGCUGUGCUGGAAACCAUAAGUUUUUGAAGGACUCGGGUCUGGGCAUCAAUGUGACUGGGCAAGCUGAUGUUUUUUGCAGCAGGCUGCUCGAACUGGAAAAGGAGCUGAAGAGAAAAGAUCAAGAGUUGCAAGAGAGUCAAAGUUGUGUCACUGAGCUUCAGGAGGAGCUGGCUAUGCAGACUAGGGUCAUAGCAGAACUCACCAAGGAACUUCAGAGCAAGUGUAUACAAUUGAACAAGCUGCAGGAUGUUGUUAGCACUCAAGGAGAGCACUCUUUUCAGCCUUCUCCAUUUAAGGUGACUUCAAGGAUUCAGGUCCCUGCUGAUAGGAGGAGAGGAGCCAAGGAAGGUGUAUCUGCAGAGCCGACAACACGGCUUUAUGAUUUGAACAGGCAAGCUACAUUUUCCUUUGAAAAAGCAAGAGUCCGGAAGGAUUCCAGUGAGAAGAAGCUCAUCACGGAUGCCCUGAAUAAAAAUCAGUUCUUGAAGAGACUGGAACCUCACCAGAUCCGAGAUAUGGUGGAAUGUAUGUAUGAAAGGUCUUUCCAGCAAGGGAGCUAUGUCAUCAGACAGGGAGAGCCAGGCAAUCACAUUUUUGUGCUCAAAGAGGGCAAUCUGGAAGUUUUUCAGCAGAGUAAACUACUCUCCUCGAUACCUGUGUGGACGGCAUUUGGUGAACUAGCCAUUUUAUACAACUGCACACGGACAGCCUCUGUGAAAGCAAUCACCAAUGUUAAAACAUGGGCAUUGGACAGAGAAGUGUUUCAAAAUAUCAUGAGAGUGACAGCACAAACAAGACAAGAGCAAUACAGAAACUUCCUUAGAAGUGUGUCCCUACUGAAAAACUUACCUGAAGAUAAACUAACCAAGAUCAUGGACUGCCUGGAGGUGGAGUACUACAACAAGGGAGAUUAUGUUAUUCGGGAAGGAGAAGAAGGAAAUACCUUCUUUAUAAUAGCAAAAGGAAAGGUGAUAGUUACGCAGAGUACUGCAGAUCAUGUGCAGCCUCAGGUGAUUAAAAAUCUACAUAAAGGAGAUUACUUCGGAGAAAAGGCUCUCAUUAGUGACGACGUCAGAUCAGCAAACGUUAUUGCAGAUGAAUACAAUGUGGAGUGCCUCGUUAUAGAUAGAGAAACAUUUAAUCAAACUGUUGGAACUUACGAGGAGCUCCAAACUUACCUUGAAGGUUAUGUGGCUAAUCUGGCCCGGGCCGAUGAAAAGCGACAUGCAAAAAGAAGAUCCUUCUGUGGACAGCCAACCAAAGAGGUGUCUUUGGAGAUGAUAGAACUCAAGGAGAAAGUAGCCCAGUUCCCUCCUUCCCCAUUCCAGAAUUUAGAAGUUGUCACAACUCUGGGUGUUGGUGGGUUCGGAAGGGUUGAGCUUGUUAAAGUGAAAAAUGAGAAUGUGGCUUUUGCUAUGAAGUGUAUAAAGAAGAAACAUGUAGUGGACACCAAACAACAAGAGCAUAUCUAUUCUGAGAAGAAAAUCCUUGAGCAGAUAUGUUCUCCGUUCAUUGUGAAACUAUAUCGCACGUUUAAGGACAGUAAGUAUGUGUACAUGCUGCUGGAGGCUUGCCUUGGAGGGGAAUUGUGGAGCUUACUGAGAGACAGAGGCAGCUUUGAUGAAGUCACUACCAAGUUCUGUGUUGGGUGUGUGACAGAGGCUUUUGACUAUCUACAUCACAUAGGAAUUAUCUACAGAGACCUGAAGCCAGAAAAUCUAAUUUUGGAUGCUGAAGGAUAUAUAAAACUGGUUGAUUUUGGAUUUGCAAAGAAGAUCGGAUCAGGGCAGAAAACUUGGACAUUUUGUGGAACUCCUGAGUAUGUUGCCCCCGAAGUCAUUCUGAGUAAAGGCCAUGACUUCAGCGUGGAUUUUUGGUCCCUUGGGAUUCUUGUGUAUGAACUCCUUACUGGCAGUCCACCAUUCUCUGGGGCUGAUCAAAUGAUGACAUAUAAUUUGAUUCUCAAAGGCAUUGAAAAGCUUGAUUUUCCUAAAACAAUCACAAGGCGACCUGAGGAUUUGAUCCGCAGACUCUGCAGGCAAAACCCUACAGAAAGAUUAGGCAAUCUGAGGAAUGGAAUUAAUGACAUCAAGAAACACAGGUGGUUGAGUGGUUUUAACUGGGAUGGUCUGAAAGUGAAGAAAUUAACAUCGCCUUUAAAAAGAGAGUUGUCUGGACCGACUGAUUACAGCUACUUUGACAGCUAUCCACCUGAAGAAGGAACCCCUCCAGACGAACUUUCAGGCUGGGACAAGGAUUUCUGAUUUUUUUUUUCCAAGACAUUUUAUAGUAGGUCAUAAGCAUCAGUUCUAAACCUUCUCUCCUGUUUCAUGCUUAAAAUCAAAUUAUACAAGGCUUGUGACAAAAAUGUCAGCUGUUGACAAAUGCCACAAAGUUAUUGGCUUCCAAUACUUAUCCUCUCCAUUCAAAAUAAAGAUAGCCAGUAUCCUUAA